AUGUAUAUUUUACUUGAUUAUAUUAUAGUUCUUAAGAGGUGUGAUAUUUUUGGAUAAGGAGUUAAUUUUAAUUAUAAAAAAGAAGAUACCUAUAAGACAGGAUUUGGUGGAUUUGCAUCUUUAGUAAUAAUCGUUGUUUUGAUUGUCUUUUUUUAAUCAAAUGUUAUCACGUUUUUUGCGAAAACCCACAUUUCUGUUGCCUAAACUACAGAAUUUGAUGAAGACCCUGACUUAAUAGUAUUGAAUGAUGAGAAUUUUAUGAUUGCUUUUCAAAUUGAAUAAGCAAAUUUUACAACAAAUCCUUACUUUAACAUCACAGUGUUACAACAGUAAUGAAUUUAUUUAAAAUAGAAAUUCCACACGAUUAGAUAAUGGAACAGUUAUUAAAAUAACUUAAGAGAUCAAUCUAAUUCCAUGUACACUUGACAGAUUUCAAAAAAUAUUUACUAAAUACAAUGUUGAUUUUAAAACUCAAUUUGACUAAAUUGGACUAAAGAAUUUCCUAUGUCCAGAUUAUAACUAUUCAUUAAAGUUAGCAGGAAGGUAUGCAAGUACUGAAUUCGACUAUAUAAAAAUAUCAGUGACAGAUUGUAAUGAUAAUACUAGUUAAAAUUCUCGAUUAACUUGGAAGCCAAUAUGUUAAUCAAAAGAGGCAAUAUCAAGUUUUUUAAAAAAGAAUUCAGCAUUUAAAGUUUCACUUUAUAUGACAAAUUUAGUUAUGAAUCCUACAAAUCCAUAAGAUUAUGCUACAGCAUUUCUUGAUGACGAAUUAUAUUUUACAUUUGUAUAUGAUAAAGUUUAUUUUAGACCCCAAAAUAACUUUCUAGAUAAGCUAACAUAUUUUGGAGAAAAUAUAACUUUUAAACAGAUGAAAGUUUGACUCCAUUUAAAGUUGUUGUUAAUGAAACUUAUAAUGUUCGAUCAGCUACAGAUUAUAGAGAUUUAACAAUGUUAGGAAAUGCAGUUGAUAGUGUUUAUGCUUAAUUUUAUAUGAGAAGAAGUACAUAUUCGGAAAAUGUUUGGAGAAACUAUUAAAAAGUAGAUGAUUUAAUGUCAUAUUUGGGAGGAUUUUUAUAAAUAAUGAUUGUAUUCUUUGGAUUCUUUAUAUAAGUUUAUAAUAAACAAUCAUGUAAUUAUAUAUUAUUAUAUAUAUUUUAGAAUUAGUUGAUUUAUCAAAUGAAUUAUUUGAUUUUGAUAUUGAUGAUGAUUAAUAAACGAAAUUAAAUAGAAAUGAAUUAGUAUAAAAUGCUGAUGAUUUCGAUUUUCAAGCCUAAGCCUAAGACUCAAAUCAAUAAUAAUCAAUGAUGAGUUUGGGACCAAUAUAAUAAAGUGUUAGAUUUGAUAAAGAUUAAGCAAAUCUAAAUAAAUCACAAAAAUCAAUAAAGAAUCCUUCAAAAGGAGUUUCGAUUAGAUAAUUAAAUUCAGUUCAUGAAAUUACUCCAUUAUCUUAAUUAUCAAUAAAUAAUAUCAAAUUAUUAGAAAAACAUUAGACUUCUUUAGAGAAAAUUGGAAGUAAAAAUGGAAGAUAAUACUUUCUUGAAUAGAUUUAAAAAUUAUUUGCUAGAACUAAAAAGUUAGAAUUUACUUUUAAAUUUUUUUUUUAAAAAGUAUUUUGUGAAAGAAUGAUGAAAAAUCCUUAAGUUCUAUUAUUAAAUAAAGCUGUGUAAAUAAUUUAUAUUAAUUUAUUUAGAAAUUAAAUUAAUGCUGAAUUGGAUGUAUUUGGUAUUUUAGAUAAAUUACAUGAAAUAGACAAAUUAAAAGGAUUAUUAUUAAAAAAACCUUAAUAAAUCAUAUUUAAUUUUACACCUAAACCUUUAAUAUCUUUAUAAGAAUCAAAAUCAUUGCCAUCAAGAUAAAGAGCAUAAACUUUAAAAUCAUCAAAACAUUCAAGGUAUAUAUUUAAUUUGAUUUUUAGAUCUUUUAAUAAAGUAGAAUCAUCAAUGAAAAUUUAAUUAGAUUAGGUGAGCAAACAUGUAAUUGAAAACAAGGAUAAUUUUCUAGAUCAUGAUUCACCAUAAUAUUUAUAUUCGAAGUUAUUUAAAGUAUAUUAUAUUAAAAUAUAAGGCAUAUGAAAGAUUGAUGGCUUUAAUAGAAAAUUAACAUGAAGAUGCUUAUUUAAAUAAUUAAUUAAUUAGAAAAUUGGGUCCUUAAAUUUAAAAUAUUUUUGAAGUAUCAUGGCUUUUAAUAUAACAAACAAAAACUUCUAAAGAAAUUGAUGUAAAUGAUAGAGCUAAAAAGUUAAUAUCAUCCAAAUUUAGCAAAUUCAAAAAUCAAAAUUAAUAAGAUAAAGAAUCUGAUGGAGAAGUGGAUCCUUAAGAUAUUGAAAUGCAAUUUAGUCCAAAAACAUCUUAAAAUUAGAGCAUCUUGAAAAGAGUUAUUGGAAAAAGAAAUUCGAAUGAAUUUUGA
Molecule: messenger RNA, 2406 nt
Organism: Paramecium primaurelia
Lineage: Eukaryota; Ciliophora; Oligohymenophorea; Peniculida; Parameciidae
Source: the annotation of a GenBank genome assembly